This is a messenger RNA of Penicillium paradoxum, 1008 nucleotides long. RefSeq names its product cardiolipin synthase. Gene Ontology annotation, biological process: cardiolipin biosynthetic process. Bases 1 to 1008 code for a protein of 335 amino acids. The transcript has 5 exons. Lineage: Eukaryota; Fungi; Ascomycota; Eurotiomycetes; Eurotiales; Aspergillaceae. Gene Ontology annotation, molecular function: cardiolipin synthase activity. Gene Ontology annotation, cellular component: membrane; mitochondrion. The record is from RefSeq and is a predicted model, not a curated record.
AUGUUUGGCUCAUGCACAGUCCAGUUGUCCCUCCGGGCUGGUCGACAGGGAUCCCAGGUGCUUUUAAAGGACGCACGUUUUACUGUUCGAUCAACAGUUUUCAAGUCUGAAGCGCUCCAGAGAAAUGGACUCCGGUGUAUAUCUACAUCCACUGGGUUGACAUUGAACCGACUACCAACCACAGGAUUGAAGCCCCGGUGUCUCCAGACUCAGCUGAUCCCGCCAUCCUUCUUCAAUCAGCAAAGAUGGUCUGGCUCAAAAACCCCAGAAGAAUCUAAAGCCCAAACUCCGACAGAAACCGAGGAUUCCAAGAAGAAGCCUAUUCUGUCGCGGAUUCCCCUGCCAACUUCUCGUGAAAACAUUUACACCGUACCCAACAUUCUCACCUUCACCCGACUACUUGCCGCCCCCGUGGUCGGGUAUCUCCUAGUCAACAACUACCACACCGCAGCACUAUCCCUGUUCGCAUAUGCAGGAAUCACCGAUCUCGUCGAUGGAUAUAUCGCCCGGCGGUAUAACCUCCAGACGGUGGUCGGAACCAUCAUCGAUCCCAUGGCUGAUAAGCUACUGAUGACCGUCGGUGUUGCGUGUCUAGCCGUGAAUGGCGCUCUCCCUAUUUGGCUCGCCGUGAUCAUCCUCGGUCGCGACGUUGGUCUGGCAAUGUCGGCCAUCUAUUACCGAUGGAUUUCGCUGCCUGAGCCCAAGACCAUGGCUCGGUACUGGGAUUUCUCGCUUCCUUCUGCGGAGGUCAAGCCGACAGAGAUCUCGAAGAUCAACACCGCUCUGCAGCUGGUGUUGGUGGGAAGUGCCAUUGCACUCCCUGUGGUUCCCGAGGCGUUGGUUAGUGCCUGGCAUUUGAGUGAAGCCAUGACUGGAUUCCAAUACCUCGUUGCCGGCACCACUCUGUGGUCUGGUCUCAGCUAUGUCUUCUCCAACAACGCGGUGAAGAUUCUUUCCAAGGAAGAGAUCCAAAAGCGAAUUGCCCAAGCAGCUGCUAAGCGAAAGUGA